Monascus purpureus is the source of this 1811-nucleotide messenger RNA. The record is from the annotation of a GenBank genome assembly. NCBI's taxonomy places the organism in Eukaryota, Fungi, Ascomycota, Eurotiomycetes, Eurotiales, Aspergillaceae.
CCAUGAUACCCUACAAGAUCGCUUGGUUAUGCGAUAUGAGGGCCAUUCACAGAUUUGUGCUGAGAAAUCUAUUCAGCACGUCACUCCUUUCUCAUUGUUUCUGUGCAAGACCCAUGGGGGAAUACUUCAGCUCCGAUGGUCGCAGGAUGCAUCAAACGCGGCGAGACCUCCAAGACUCGAAGCAUGAUCUGGAGGCUCUCCAUCGAUACACCUCAGGUCGAUGGCUCUGGAAUGAGCACCAGCAACUUGCAUGCCGCUAUGUGAAGUUUGAUAUGUCAAGGCUUUUGGAACUUGCUGCUUCUCUCAUCGGAUCGAAAUACUGUGUUGAAGCUGUUAAGGUUUCAGAGGGUCAGUAUAACAAAGUGUUCCUGCUUACCAUGAACGAUGGACGUGAGGUGAUUGCCAAACUGCCGAAUCCCAAUGCGGGCAGACCAUGCUUCACUACGGCCAGUGAGGUUGCGACCAUGGACUUUUUGAGAAACAUCCUUCAUCUUCCAGUUCCGAAGGUCUACGCAUGGAGCUCUAAAGCGUCAGAGAACCCUGUUGGAGCAGAAUAUAUCAUCAUGGAAAAACAAGCUGGUGUGAUGCUGAGCGAUGUAUGGGAAAGCAUGAAAGGAAAGCAGAAAGCCCAUAUUGUGCUACAAGUUGUUGAUUUUGAGAAAACCCUUGCUUCAACAAAAUUCACAAAGCUUGGAGCUUUGUACUACAAGGAUGACCUCCCUGCUAUGCUAGAUACCUCGUCACCGUUAUAUGUCAACAGGGAUGGGAAGGAGGUACACAGUGCGAAGUUUGGCAUUGGACCCACCAACCAUCGUUCAUUUUUCGAUUUUGGGAGGGGGGAACUGGACAUCGAUCAUGGACCAUGGUCUACACCUGCAGAGUUCAUGAUUGCCAUUGCGAAUCGAGAAAUUCUCUGCGCACAGGCGCGAUUCAGAUACCCAUUGAUGCCGGAAGGCCUUUUCUAUGGACCCAGACAAUACCAGCCCAGCUCUUCGAAGAAACUGUCCGCAUUGCACAACUAUCUCAAAGUGGCGCCCUAUGUUCUGCCCGAUAACAGAGCAACCCUAACAUCAGUUUUGUGGCACGGUGAUUUGCACUUGCAAAAUAUUUUUGUCGAUCCUGGAGAGCCAACCCGUAUACUGGGCAUAGUCGACUGGCAAUGUGUCAGCAUUUGUCCACUUUUCAUGCAAGUCACACGCCCUGGUUUCCUGGAUUACAAUGGCCCGGCUCCUGAAGGACUUCAGCAAAUCCAUCUCCCUGGGAACUUUGACUCCAUGACCCCAGAUGAACAACAGAAAGCAAAAGCAUUGCAUCAAGCACAGACACUACACAAUCUUUACUUGGCUAGAUCCCGUCAAGUCAAUAUAGAAGCCUUCCAGGCCAUGCAGGGCCAAGACACGCUCCGUCACCAAGUUAGUGUUAUUCCGGGUUUGACGCUAAUGGACUACGAACCAUGCCUUAAUAGCUUGCUGAGAGAUGUGGAAAAAGGAUGGCCAGAGAUUGUUGGCGUCGGGACAGAUGGCUUGCCAUUGGUUCCAUGCCCCUUGCAGUUCUCGGCCGCUGAGAUUCAGAAACAGGAACGCGACGAAGAGCUGUGGGCCCAGGGCGUGGGGCUCAUGAACGACUUUAUUAGUGACACAGGAUGUUUCAAACACUGGGAUGGCAAGGUCAGCAAUGCGGAUUAUGAAUCAUCAAAGAGGCAGCUAGCGGAGGGGAUACAACGAUUCUUGGGCCGUGAGGCUAGGAAUGAGGAGGAACGCAAGGCGUGGCUCAAAGCCCUACCAUUUGUGGAUCAAGAAGAGACUGGGUGA